AUGCCUUUCUUUGAAGGUGCUCACGAUUUCAACAUUAAGGGUGGUUCCUUCAAUGAUGUUUCCGGAAAUAUGACCAUAAACGAUACAAGCCGCCGAACCACGAACUCCGGAUCGUAUAACACUACGAGUCGCAAGUAUGACAACUCGAACAAUGACCGCUCGAUUAAUGACUACAGCACCGGAAUGACGCGGAAUUUUCAUCAGGGGACAGUGAACAACUUUGGCAACGCAAAAAAUGUAAAUACUGGGGACAAUCACGGUUUUAUCAACCAAGAAGAUUAUCGAGGGGCCUUUCCCUCGCCACUUUACGACAAGUAUGCACAAAGAGGUUAUGAUUAUCUACGAAGCAGGGGCCAGGGUUAUCGUCCACCCUACCCCCAUGCUCAGUCUGUCCCCCCCAAGAUGCCCUCGUACGGGCCUGAAGAACCACAGUAUUACGGCCAUCCACCACAUCAUCCGCCAUAUGCACAUGCUCCCAGAGGUUUCCCAAACUCCUAUGGAGCUCCCCCUCAAGGUCACAAUACAUAUCCUCCUGGGAUGCAUGCGAUGGAUGCCGAGCACGCAGAUAUGUUAAGGGAAGGCAUGGAUGAGCUACGCAAUGAGGGUCGGUAUCACGGCGACUCGGAUGGUGAAGAUGACGACGAUCUCAACCACCGCGUGGAGAGAAUGGAAUUGGUCGAGCCCGUCCCCUUAUCUGCUGCGGGCUUGACCCCAGCAACGUCGCCGCGAGUCAGGUCCGAUUUGACGGCUUCAGCACCUCCCACUAUCGCAUCCUCUACCGCCAGUGUCCAGAGCGCCAGUCCACCCAUGAAAUCGAAGAACCCUUUCAGGUCCGGUGCCUCUACGGACCGUUCGUAAUUUGUUUCUCUUUCACUUCCCCACACACCUGGCUUUUUAUUGAGAGGAAUUAGGAUCCACAAAGACACCUUAAUCAGUUUCAUACAAAUUGUCUCACAAUCUUAUAAUAAUCGCACAUACAUUCAAACCAAGUUGCAUCCUCAC
Molecule: messenger RNA, 1002 nt
Organism: Laccaria bicolor S238N-H82
Lineage: Eukaryota; Fungi; Basidiomycota; Agaricomycetes; Agaricales; Hydnangiaceae
Exons: 3
Coding region: 1-858 (285 amino acids)
Source: RefSeq, a predicted model, not a curated record